GGUGGAGAUGGAGGUACUAGUAUUUAGGGUGGAGGUAGUGGUGAUAGCAGUGGCAUUUUUAGACAGUGAUGACUGUAACGGUGUUGGUAACAGUGGUGGCGGUGGUAGUGGUGAUAUAAGUCACCGGAAACUGGAGUGAUGCAGUCGGUAAAGCUAACACACUCACUCUACAGUUUCACCAGUCAGUACUAUUGUGUCACUCACAGUGUCAACGACCAGUACUAGUGUAUCACAACAUACAGUGCCAUCCGUCAGUACUAGCGUGUCACUCACAGUGCCACCAGUCAGUACUGCAUGUCACUCACAGUGUCACUAGUCAGUACUAGUGUCACGUCUCUAGAGUUGUGACCUAUCCCUAUCCCUUGUGGUGAUGAUCUAUGCUACGUGCAUUUAAUUCGUGGAUAAGUUAUAUGAGACAGUGUGAGAGAAAUGAGAGAUAAAUAAGCAACAUGCUCUGUGAUACGACAUGCCGGAUGCGAAUUCCACCAGUGUUGAUAUCGUAUAUGGUAAAAAAAAACUUUCCCUAUAGAUAAGAAAUUGUAAGAGCUCUUCUGUUUUUCCCUUUCCUCUUGUACCGUCCUGCGAAAGAGUUAAAUUGCGUGUAAGUGAUCCAGGACGGGUUAAUCUUUCGUCUGCAGUAAGAAUAUCAGUUUUCUCGUAAGUUGUCCUUGACGAUGAAGAACGCUUGGCUCCUUGUUGGAGGAAUGCCUUCAGGAAGCUUUCUAACUCUUUGGUUAUUCACCUUCUGGCUUGGCUUCCUCCCAGUGGAGGCUUCUGAACACCCACAUCCCGACCUCUCUGUCUUGCCUCUUCAAGAAGUUCUGGAGGUCUCUGGGGUUGAGAACGUGACUGGAGGUGUUACUGGGCGCCUCUCGACUUCCUCUCCUAAAGAACGUCCAGCCGAUAUUCCUCAGCAGCUGGUGAAUGUUACGGGAGAACCGGGAAAGUUGAAUGCAGUAACGAGUGCUGCCGAAGGGAAUGAUGCUGGGUUCUCACUGGUCUCGCGUUCCCCAGACCACUAUCCCUUGGUAUCUGCUGAAGAAGCUACCGAGGAUGUAAGAGUCUUGGGCAACGAAGAUGGUGUGGACUCCUCCCUCCAACACCACGUCAGUGAACUAGAAAGAAUAACGAACCACAAUAACCUUGCGAGAAUAAAUGACACAGUGAACGAAACCGGAACUUUGCCAACGAAGAAGGUGAACGAAAAACCACAAGACAGAAGAGAAGAACCUAAGAACAGCGUAAACAGAGAAAAACAGUCUUCAAGAAACGAAAUGAAAGCCAGUAGGAUGAAAACCAAUGAUAGCGGAACAGAAGACGACGACGAGAAGGGAGAGAGAUCAGAAAAAACAGCUGAAGAUGCCGAUAAACAAGAGACACAGAAGUCAGGAUGGUUCUCAGACACGGAGGUACUAGACGUGGCUGUUGUUCCUGUCAUUACCCAUCUCUCUACCCACGCCCACACCCACACCCCACGCCCACGCUAACACCUCGCCGAACUCGAGGUAAAUCAUCAACUCCAUCAACUAAUCAAUCACUACUAAGUACUACCUAUAAAUUCUAAAUUAUAAUACAAUUGUAAUAAGUGUUACUAAUACAAUAUUAAUGGACUGAACACGCCGACUCCAGGCUGAGGGACUGAUUACCU
Messenger RNA from Cherax quadricarinatus, 1648 nucleotides. The record is from RefSeq and is a predicted model, not a curated record. NCBI's taxonomy places the organism in Eukaryota, Metazoa, Arthropoda, Malacostraca, Decapoda, Parastacidae.